Molecule: messenger RNA, 4565 nt
Organism: Larimichthys crocea (large yellow croaker)
Lineage: Eukaryota; Metazoa; Chordata; Actinopteri; Sciaenidae
Gene: kbtbd8
Product: kelch repeat and BTB (POZ) domain containing 8
Exons: 5
Coding region: 1-1815 (604 amino acids)
Molecular function (GO): protein binding
Source: RefSeq, a predicted model, not a curated record
AUGGCUGCCAGUGGAGAGGUAGGGAAGCUGUUACAAGUACAAAAUGGGACACCUCCGAGCACCAACUACAACGGGGUAGAUGCUGUUCAUGCCUGUAACAUCCUUCAGCAGCUCAAAGCCUUGUAUGAUGAAGCACAGCUCACAGACAUCGUUGUAGAAGUGGACCAUGGCAAGACAUUCUCAUGUCAUCGAAAUGUCCUUGCAGCAAUCAGCCCGUAUUUUAGGUCCAUGUUCACCAGUGGCCUUACAGAGAGCAGCCAGCGUGAGGUCAGAAUUGUUGGGGUGGAAUCUGAAUCCAUGCACCUCGUCUUAGACUAUGCCUACACAUCCAGGGUCACGCUCUCUGAGUCCAAUGUCCAGGCCCUGUUCACUGCAGCCAGCAUUUUCCAGAUUCCUGCCUUGCAGGACCAGUGUGCCCAGUUCAUGAUCAGCAGACUUGACCCCCAGAACUGUAUUGGGGUCUACAUGUUUGCUGAUGCCUAUGGACACCAGGAACUGAGGGAGCGCUCUCAGGACUAUAUCCGCAAGAAGUUCUUGUGUGUGUCAUGGGAGCAAGAGUUCCUCCAGAUGACCAAGGAGCAGCUUGUCAGCAUUUUGAACAAUGAUGACCUCAACGUGGAGAAAGAAGAGCAUGUCUAUGAAAGCAUUGUCCGCUGGCUGGAGCAUGAUCUGGCCGGUCGUGAGGCCCACCUAGCUGAGGUUUUUUCUCAAUGCAUCCGUCUGCCCUUGCUGGAUGAGGCAUUCCUCAGUCGGAUACCUGCCCCCUUCGCUUGUGCCCUUUCCCUGUCUAAGGACCCUGUUGAGGCCAAAGCCCGCCUCACUGGCACCAAUGGUUGCCCGCAACGCCUGGGUAUGACUGCUUCUGAGAUGGUCAUCUGCUUUGACGCCGCUCACAAACACUCAGGGAAGAAGCAGACGGUGCCUUGCCUGGACACAGCGACAGGAAGGGUGUUCAAGCUCUGCAAACCACCCAAUGAUCUCCGAGAGGUCGGCAUCUUGGUUUCCUCGGAGAAUGACAUCUACAUUGCCGGUGGUUACAGACCGAGCAACAGUGAGGUGUCCAUAGACCAUCGGGCAGAGAGCGACUUCUGGCAGUACGAACACGCAGGCAAUCGAUGGCUUCCACGUGCACCUCUGCUGAGAGCGAGGAUAGGCUGCAGGCUUGUGCACUGCUGUGGGAAGCUUUAUGCACUAGGGGGCAGAGUAUAUGAAGGCGAUGGGAGGAAUGCAUUAAAGUCAGUAGAGUGCUAUGAUGCCAGGGACAACUGUUGGACAGCAGUCAGUCCUAUGCCAGUGGCCAUGGAGUUUCACAGUGCUGUGGAGUACAGGGAUCGCAUCUAUGUCCUCCAAGGCGAGUAUUUCUUCUGCUUCGAUCCCCGUAAGGACUAUUGGAGUCACCUAGCCCCGAUGAGUGUCCCCCGUAGCCAGGGUCUGGCUGCCUUGUAUAAAAACUGCAUCUACUACAUAGCUGGCAUCUGCAGAAACCACCAGCGCACCUUCACUGUGGAGGUCUACGACAUUGAGAAGAACACGUGGAGCCGCAAGAGAGAUCUGCCCUUUGACCAAGCCACAAGCCCGUACAUAAAGGCCAUGCUGCUGCAGGGCAAGCUCCACCUGUUUGUACGAGCCACACAGGUCAUGGUGGAGGAGCACGUGUUUCGUACCAGCCGCAAGAACUCCCUUUACCAGUACGACGACGAUGCAGACAUAUGGACCAAAGUCUACGAGACACCUGACCGCCUCUGGGAUUUAGGUCGCCAUUUUGAAUGUGUGGUGGCCAAACUUUACCCACAGUGUCUACAGAAAGUGCUUUGAGAUAGCUGGUUUUGUGAACCCAAUCUAUGAGGCAGAGAGGAGUAGUGUGGUCCUGCCUGCCUUGUGCCUGGUGUUACCUUGGGUGUGCGCCAUAAGGACCAUCUUUGGUUAAGUCUUAAGUCGUUCAAGCUUUGGUUUAACAUGAUCAAAAUGGGGGUGCUUUUAAAGAUUGCAGUAUUUUUUUUUUUUUUCCCAGACGGCACCAGCUACCCACACUGAUGCUUGUUUAACAGAACCGUACAAUGAAUCAUAAGUGCAAUUAUCCUAUUUUUUGCUUGUUGUUGAGCCAUGUUCUAUUUUUGUUUUAGAUACUUAUUAUAGGUAAGGAUUUUUACAGAUGAUAAGCAUGCGAAUGAGGGUGUUGGCAAGAUAGAAGUGCCCUCUUGAGAUAUGGAUGUUACGUGUCAGCGUGGAUAUAUAUAUAUAUAUAUAUAUAUAUAUAUAUAUAUAUAAUAUAAUAGAUAUAUAUAUUAUAAAUAACUAUAGAAACUAUAUAUUCAUACGGGUAAUAUGAGUACCAUAGCUCAUUAGUAGGUUGCUGGCUCUGAGGUUUGUGUGUUUUUUUUUUUUUCAUUCAUUUUUUUUUUUCUGUGUUCUUUUUGGCUCAUUUUAUAGAGGAGUUCUAAUUUGAAGUGUGCUUGUGAUUUACAUUACCUUAGUGUUUUUGAAGCUUGAAGCUUGUAUGAUAUUUUUAUGGCCCUCUCUUCCUUCACAUGCGUCAGUGUGUCAAACAAUACACUAUGUGUGGCUUCCGAGCUAUUUUUAAGUUUUGUUUGAGAUUCCAGUUGCGUGGCUGGGGGGGGGCUCGUGCCUCUGACUCGUUUGAGUUGGCGUCCAUUUUGUGUCACAUGCGCAGACAACUUAAGUGAAAUGUUUAAAAGAGUACUCACUCUCCACAUUGGAGAAAUAAGGACGGAGUCAAAUUUGUGGCAACACUAAGUGGAAAGUUCAGACCAACUAACAGGCUUACCUCAGAAACUUCAGAUAUGUUUGAUUAGGCGAAAAGGGACAUUUCAGGCCAUCGUGUUGAUUAAGCAACUGUGUGAAAAGCUCAGCGUCGAGCUCUGUUGAGGUUGUUUUUCGAUCGGAUGAUAAUUAUUUGAAAAAAGGUUGAAAGAGCCUUCCUCUUAAAUGCCAAAAAAAAGAAAAGCAUUUGAGGUCUUGUUAGAGUUGAUCUGGACAUUGAAAAUAAUUUUGUGGUAGCAAUAAGUCAUGGAACUGUGAUUAGGCUAUAUUACGUUAUAUUACCUUAGUAAAAGUGCAUUAAUUGUUUCGUGUGCUUGUCUCUGCUAGUGAGAAUCACGGUAGUUCCAAUAAUGAUUGUGUGGCUGUUGCAUUGGUGCAGGCUUGAAGUGAUGCGUAAUUUAGUGCAGAUCAUUUGGGAUGCCAAUGUGCCUGUGUCUUGAAAAGGGGCAUCAGAAUCAAAAACUGUUUCUCCUGAUGAAGAAUAUCUGAAAAGUCUUACUCAGCGUUGCACUGAAUCACUCUCCACUUCAGUGGUCCUUAGCUGCACACUUUACGAAGCACCCUCCUGAACAAGCAGACUAUAAACAAGUGAGGGUGGCCCAGGCUGUGUGCUAAUUCAUCUAACAGCCAUGAAUCCGUCUUUUCACGCCAUCACACAGAGGACACAAAUUGUUGGUGCUGCUUUUUUUUUUUUUUUUCCUUUUUCUUUUUUUUUGACAAUCUUGUAUAGAAGAAUUAAUACCACCACUGAGUGGCGUUCCCUGUGAAAGUGUGACAUUUUCAGUGCCGUCGAUUUCCUCAUGCAGGUUCCUGUGUCAUCUUUGCACUACACAUUUCCUUUUAUCUCAACAAAGAGUGUCCCUCUACUAUGAGAAGAAAAAAAGUUUUAGUAACCACACAGCAAUCAAUCAUCAAAGAGAUGUUCAUGGAAAACUAAUACCAGAAGAGUCCGAUUCAGUAAGGACAUGAGGAUAUAACUUCUCCAAGAGAAGAUCCACUGUUGACUGAUUUUUAACUAACCCAGCUUAAACAAUGCCCUCAAAACAGCCCUCAUCAAGUGUGAGGGAAGGUUUGAGCUUCAUCCACAUGUCUACAGACGGCCAUUUGAGAACCAGGAACGGAGAACUCUCAGGAUUUCUACUGAUACACAGUACUGUAUUUAAAUGUUUUUGUUAUGUGUAAUAUACUGUACUAUAGGUUUGCUGUACUUGCACAGUUUUUUAAACUUCUCUUCAGUUUCUUUUAUAACUUGAAAAAAAAAUAGAUGUGAUUUUCUUUUUGUCUCCAGUGGCUGUUUUUCUUUUUGUUUUCUUUUUCUUUAUGUAAUUACCUAUUUAGUUAUGGUAGAGUAAUCUCUGUGCUCUGUUGAGGAAAAAAAAAAAAGAUUACCUGCACGAGUGAUACAUUUUGAUUUUUUUUUCCCCCCCUUCCCUUCUGUUGUACAGUAAUAUUUCUUUUUAACAUCUCACUGAAACUAAGCAUUACAGAUCAAGUAACUACAUUGUUACGUCUCGUUUUCAAACACCAGUCAUACAAUACAACAAGCUAAAGAAAAAGAAUUACUGCUCUCUAUGUUAAAGCAUUGGUGGCCGUUGUGCUGCAAUACAUAAGUCAUCCGUUCAUCUACAUGCAUCGCUUAUGGGUGCUAUUCCAUUGUGUUCUACAUGCAUUUUCCUCUUUUUUUAUUUCGCUGGUUUGUCUGUUUUGGGUUAUAGUGGUGGUUGAGCUCAACUGUGAAAUUCACAUUGCACAUCAUUUGAAAAUAAAACUAUUAAAGGUGAAAA